Molecule: messenger RNA, 2137 nt
Organism: Actinia tenebrosa (Australian red waratah sea anemone)
Lineage: Eukaryota; Metazoa; Cnidaria; Anthozoa; Actiniaria; Actiniidae
Source: RefSeq, a predicted model, not a curated record
CGUUUCCAGCUCUGUUCCUGUGCAAUAAUACAGGCAACCCAGUUAAGCUCCAAGGACAUCUUGUUUUGUUCAUCAGAAUCAARAAAAGGAAAAGGGUUUGGAUAUUUGUUGUUGGAAGAUGAAGAAUAGGAAUUCGCCUUCAUACAAUGUAUCAUUACGUAUAUAUAUGGUGAAGGUCAAAAUGUAAAAGACGUACCCGAUAACGAAAAUGGCGAUUAGCACGGUAAACGUACUACAAAAGCUGAGAAGUCUUAUAAAUGAAGCCAUUUUACCAGAGGAUUUACAGUCAACUCCUUGGAAUGACUUUGUGUUUGAGAUAUUAUCACAUGAAAUGGCCACCCGUCGCUUGCGGAUGAACACUGUCAUAGUCUGGGAAUGUUAUGCAAGGAAGUGGCGUGAAUUACUCCCAGACCUCAAAGCUUCCCAAUCGUGGCCCGUUUAUAGUGGAAGUUACACUGAAGGAAUGCCAAAUGCUGGGGAUUUGGAUACGAUGCUCAUAGCAUCGUGGGUGGUGGUGUAUGAAUACACUGGUAAGAUGGUAGACAAUGUGAAGCAGCUACCGUUUGUCACAACCUCAGAUUGUCACCCAGGGUUCAUUCAAAUUAUCGUCCCGCAUGCCACACGAAAAGUUUACGACUUUAAAGAUUACCAAAUACGAAAAAUUGGACGGCAUUUUUACUUGAGAAGCGACGGGUUUCUCCGCACUAUGCAAGGGUGGGGAACUACUGGGAGCAAUUAUGAAGUACAUGGACCAGCUUUCACACUAUCAGCGACCGAGGCAACCUCGUAUGAUAUCAUCCAUGCAAUUAGGUGUACACAUUGGCCUGCGUUUGCGCAAGAUAUUUUUAACCGCACAAAGAUGCCAGCCGAUUUGGUUGAGAAGUUGAAAAGCUCGAGUCUGUAUGCUGUGGCAACUGGUCAUGCUUUGAGUAAGGAUGCAGACGUGCAAUGGAGACUAUCGUUCAGCGAAGCCGAGAACCAUUUAGUCAAAAAUUGGAAUGAAACUCAGUUUUAUUGUUACUUUCUUUUGAAGAACUUUAAGAUGAUUCAUCUUAAAAAUCCCGAUAUCUUGUGUUCUUAUUUUAUGAAAACAGUGAUUUUUUGGAUGAGUGAAGUUCUCCCACAAGAAUGGUGGAAUCCAAGCAGACUGAUCAAGUCGUUUUGCACGUCCUUGUUUAUUCUCCAGUCCAUGUUCAGAAAUCACUGCCUCCCAAAUUAUUUUAUCCCACAAAACAACAUGAUAGACCACAAGAAAAGAAACGACUGUCUUGCUCUUGCAGACACGCUUCAUUCUAUCUUGUCUUCUGGUCGUAUGAAAGUGAUAAUAGCAGAGCUACUAUGUGAAGAACAGCUAGAGAUCGUCUACCAAGUAGUAAAUAAUGUCCCAACACACAUUCCUGUCCGAUCAUGUCGAAACCUCUGCACAAUAGUUCGACAAUACUGCCAAAGCACGGUCUCAUUUUCUGAAGCGCUUUUGGUAAACGAAGCAACGAUUUUAUCUUCUUUGACAGUGAUGAUGACCGUGUGGAACAAGACACAAUGUAAAGCCAUGGAGGCCAUCUUAACAAAGCUACCAGAACUAGUUUCUCCAGAUAUGGUUAACGUAUUUCACGUAAUGAUAACGAGACAAAUUGCUGAUUCCUACCAUUCACUUUCGACAAGGGAUUCAAAAAAAAGAGCCGAGCAUCUGUACAAGGAAUCUCUAACACUUGUAUAUCCUUGUGGCUUUGAUGACGAGGGCUUAUCAGGAACUGUUCAGCUUGCACUUUUCUACUACCUGGAAGGCAACACUAGCCAGGCACUUACAGUUCUUCGUGAUAUUAUACCAGUAAUAGUUAAGGCAGUGAAGAUGAACAGCGUGAGAAGAUAUAUCUUCAUUUCCUUUUCUUUAUGUAUGAAAGAGAGAUUUGCUCGAGACGAAUUCUUGUACAAAGAAGUUAGCAGCAGUAAGGGGGACUCGCGAUCGAUGCCGUAUAUUUGCGGGUUUAACCCGCGGAAUUACGAACGCGGGUACAGCAGAUUUACGGGAUUUCCCGCGCGACAAGUCCUUACUGCUGCUGUGUUGGGUACCGCAAACGGAGGUUAAAAUAUUUGUCGGAUAUACAAUGCAUGAAUGUAAAAAGUUCACCAAUGACUU